AAGUACUCCUUUUACAGUGAUUUCGAAGCUUUAGCGUUUAGGUAAUUUUGAGAUUUGAUUGUUUAAGUUAGCGAUUAGCCUUGCAUUUUUUAAUUGAUCAUUUCACUUUGAAGUUUUGAGCCUUUCAUUUUGAAAAAUGUGACUCUGCUGAAGCCUGAAACCCAUAACCUAAUUGUGUGAGCAACGGUGGCCACUGUCGAUCAAUCAAGACUCAUAAGCGAUAAUCAAAGAAGUUGUAUCUUUUACAAUGGAGCAGAUUGGAUCAGCAAAAAAAGCUAUCCGAAAUAAACAUCCAGUCUAUGAUGAGGAAGUUCUUCCUUACGACACCAAUUUUUUCAUGGAGCCCCCUUAUGAAGCUAUCACUACUCUUCAGGAUUUCGAGGAGUACGCUCAGGAACGACUGAAAGUUCUUCGUGCUGUUGAGAAUGUGGGCGUCAAAUGUCGGAAAUUUUCACAGCAGUACUAUGAGCAAAUAAACAACGAUCUUACAAAAGAAUUAAGAAACCGCUAUAUACGUAUGACUAACAAGGAUUCUGUGGAAAUCGUUCUUCAGGAGAGGCAGCGAGAUGCGUUAUCUCACUUCAUUUUGCAGAUGGUUUUCAGCAGAAACGAGGACCAGCGGCGUUGGUUUAUACAGCAGGAGAGCGAGCUGUUUCGAUUGCGGUUGGGCUUGGAAACUGCACCAGCUCUGAGUCGAUUUAUUAGUGACAAUGCACUGGGAUACACCGCCCUACCGGACGAAGAGUGGAAAAACCUGCGAGAUAUAUUGCAGGGUUCCACUUUCAAUGGACAGACUGAGUCGGAAUUCUACAAGAUGGAUUGGGUGGAAAGUCUGAAUCAAGUCAGACAACGUCAUGUCUUCGUAAAUCAGGGAUAUGCGUAUGUUCCGCGUAAACACUUGGUUGAUGUUAUUGCGGCUCGAUUUCGGGAGCACUUGUCACACCAAAUGGCCAAAUUGGUGCGCAUUAUGACGGAAACGCAGGAGAACACGCGGUUGUUUCCGCUUUUUGCUAGACUGGUGACCGGUUACUCGGGAAAAGAUUACAGUGUGAAUGAAACCGAUUUCGGCAUAAAUUUGGACAACUUGAACCAGUUGGCCGUGGAAUCAUUUCCCGUUUGUGCGCGCCAUAUGCACGAAAAUUUCCGGCGCGAUCAUCAUUUGAGACACUGGGCGCGCCUUCAGUACUGGCUGUUUUUGAAAGGUAUCGGCCUUCCAAUGGAUGACACCAUCAAGUUGACCCGACUGGAGUUUUCUCGGCAUGGUUUGAAUGAAAGUCAGUUGAAGAACAUGGAUUAUGGUGUGCGCCAUUCGUAUGGGCGAGAAGGCCGCCGUGCGAAUUACAACCCUCCAUCGUGCAUGAAGAUUAUUACGCAGAAUCCUCCAGGUCAGGGCGAGCAUCAUGGCUGUCCUUUCAAGCAUUUUAGUGAAGGGAUGCUCCGGCAAAAGUUGACGACGUACGGUAUGAACAGUGACGAAGCGAAGCAGAUAAUGGACCUGAAAGUGCAGAACCAUUACCAACAUGCGUGUACCCGCUAUUUUGAAUUGUUUCAUGCCAAACACGAUAAGCCGGUCUUGGGUAUGCCGACCAUUGAACAUCCGAAUCAGUAUUUCGAAGAGAGCCGGCGACUCUUGCAUCCGGAAAGUGUAAAAGACAAACCACCGGUUUUUUCCCGCCGUUCAUCCGCGCCAGAUGCAGAUGGGAAUUUUUCCAUGACUCUUGCCCGGGAAAAUUUUAAUGAUUGUGAGAUGUCGGAAAUGGAUAUCCCUAUCGAUGAUGACUUAAUGCGAUCCUAUGAAACCGUUAUGGAAAAAGAAAGCGCAUCGCAGUGAAACUGACGGAUGCCUUUGCAUCGUAUUUUGUAAUUGUAAAUAUUGUCUUUUUUAAUUAACACAUUUUUAUUGAUCCCAUCAGCCUCCCUAGAUUGUUUUCACAAGAAGCAUCGUAAACCGCUAACGAGCACUACUCGUACUCCAGUACUGCUCCAGUAGUACAGAGUACUCGUAGUGUUAAACUGUUUCUACACGUUUUGCGAACUCCGAAUUGCGAGUAAAUUGCAGACGAUUCUACACAAAGAUGUCAAUGUUGAAUUACUAACGACGCUGCUUU
This is a messenger RNA of Paramacrobiotus metropolitanus, 2108 nucleotides long. RefSeq names its product DNA primase large subunit-like. The record is from RefSeq and is a predicted model, not a curated record. Gene Ontology annotation, biological process: DNA replication, synthesis of primer. Gene Ontology annotation, cellular component: alpha DNA polymerase:primase complex. Bases 248 to 1831 code for a protein of 527 amino acids. The transcript is spliced from 3 exons. Lineage: Eukaryota; Metazoa; Tardigrada; Eutardigrada; Parachela; Macrobiotidae.